Molecule: messenger RNA, 3759 nt
Organism: Closterium sp. NIES-65
Lineage: Eukaryota; Viridiplantae; Streptophyta; Zygnematophyceae; Desmidiales; Closteriaceae
Source: the annotation of a GenBank genome assembly
AUGAAAGAGUUACUUUCAUCUCACCAGCCACGUGAUGAAAGAGUUACUUUGAGUCUGGAAAUAACACAAUCUCUCCCGCUUUCCAUCACACCGCCCCAUUCCCCCGUUUUCCAUCACCCCGCCCCAUUCUCCCGCUUUCCAUCACCCCGCCCUAUUCUCCUGCUUUCCAUCACCCGGCCCCAUUCUCCCGCUUUCCAUCACCCCAUCCCAUUCUCCCGCUUUCCAUCACCCCGCCCCAUUCUCUCGCUUUCCAUCACCCCGCCCCAUUCUCUCGCUUUCCAUCACUCUGCCCCAUUCUACCUCUUUCCAUCACCUUGCCCCAUUCUCCCUCUUUCCAUCACCCCGCCUCAUUCUCCCUCUUUCCAUCACCCCGCCCCAUUCUCCCUCUUUCCAUCACCCCGCCCCAUUCUCCCGCUUUCCAUCACCCCGCCCCAUUCUCCCGCUUUCCAUCACCCCGCCCCAUUCUCCCACUUUCCAUCACCCCGCCCCAUUCUCCCGCUGUCCAUCACCCCGCCCCGUUCUCCCGGUUUCCAUCACCCCGCCCCAUUCUCCCGCAUUCCAUCACCCCGCCCCAUUCUCCCUCUUUCCAUCACCCGGCCCCAUUCUCCCGCUUUCUAUCACCCCGCCCCAUUUUCCCGCUUUCCAUCACCCCUUUCCAUUCUCCCGCUUUCCAUCACCCCGCCCCAUUCUCCCGCUUUCCAUCAUCCCGCCCCAUUCUCCCUCUUUCCAUCACCCCGCCCCAUUCUCCCGCCUUCCAUCACCCCGCCCCAUUCUUCCGCUUCCCAUAACCCCUUUCCAUUCUCCCGCUUUCCAUCACCCGGCCCCAUUCUCCCGCUUUCCAUCACCCCAUCCCAUUCUCCCGCUUUCCAUCACCCCGCCCCAUUCUCUCUCUUUCCAUCACCCCGCCCCAUUCUCUCGCUUUCCAUCACUCUGCCCCAUUCUACCUCUUUCCAUCACCUUGCCCCAUUCUCCCUCUUUCCAUCACCCCGCCUCAUUCUCCCUCUUUCCAUCACCCCGCCCCAUUCUCCCUCUUUCCAUCACCCCGCCCCAUUCUCCCGCUUUCCAUCACCCCGCCCCAUUCUCCCACUUUCCAUCACCCCGCCCCAUUCUCCCGCUUUCCAUCACCCCGCCCCAUUCUCCCGCUUUCCAUCACCCCGCCCCAUUCUCCCGGUUUCCAUCACCCCGGCCCAUUCUCCCGCAUUCCAUCACCCCGCCCCAUUCUCCCUCUUUCCAUCACCCCGCCCCAUUCUCCCGCUUUCUAUCACCCCGCCCCAUUUUCCCGCUUUCCAUCACCCCUUUCCAUUCUCCUGCUUUCCAUCACCCCGCCCCAUUCUCCCGCUUUCCAUCAUCCCGCCCCAUUCUCCCUCUUUCCAUCACCCCGCCCCAUUCUCCCGCUUUCCAUCACCCCGCCCCAUUCUCCCGCUUUCCAUCACCCUGCCCCAUUCUCCCGCUUUCCAUCACCCCGCCCCAUGUUCCCGUUUUCCAUCACCCCGCCCCAUUCUCCUGCUUUCCAUCACCCCGCCUUAUUCUCCGGCUUUCCACCACCCCGCCCCAUUCUCCCGCUUUCCAUCACCCCGCCCCAUUCUCCCGCUUUCCAUUACCCCACCCCAUCCUCCCACCUUCUAUCACCCCGCCCCAUUUUCCCUCCUUCCAUCACCCCGCCCCAUUUUCCCGCUUUCCAUCACCCCUUUCCAUUCUCCCGCUUUCCAUCACCCCGCCCCAUUCUCCCGCUUUCCAUCAUCCCGCCCCAUUCUCCCUCUUUCCAUCACCCCGCCCCAUUCUCCCGCUUUCCAUCACCCCGCCCCAUUCUCCCGCUUUCCAUCACCCUGCCCCAUUCUCCCGCUUUCCAUCACCCCGCCCCAUGUUCCCGUUUUCCAUCACCCCGCCCCAUUCUCCUGCUUUCCAUCACCCCGCCCCGUUCUCCGGCUUUCCACCACCCCGCCUUAUUCUCCCGCUUUCCAUCACCCCGCCCCAUUCUCCCGCUUUCCAUUACCCCACCCCAUCCUCCCACCUUCUAUCACCCCGCCCCAUUUUCCCUCCUUCCAUCACCCCUCCCCAUUCUCCCGCUUUCCAUCACCCCGCCCCAUUCUCCCGCUUUCCAUCACCCCGCCCCAUUCUCUCGCUUUCCAUCACCCUGCCCCAUUCUCCCGCUUUCCAUCACCCCGCCCCAUGUUCCCGUUUUCCAUCACCCCGCCCCAUUCUCCUGCUUUCCAUCACCCCGCCCCAUUCUCCGGCUUUCCACCACCCCGUCCCAUUCUCCCGCUUUCCAUCACCCCGCCCCAUUCUCCCGCUUUCCAUCACCCCACCCCAUCCUCCCACCUUCUAUCACCCCGCCCCAUUUUCCCUCCUUCCAUCACCCCGCCCCAUUCUCCCGCUUUCCAUCACCCCGCCCCAUUCUCCCGCUUUCCAUCACCCCGCCCCAUUCCCCUGCUUCCCAUCACCCCGCCCCAUUCUCCCGCUUUCCAUCACCCCGCCCCGUUCUCCCGCUUUCCAUCACCCCGCCCAAUUCUCCCGCUUUUCAUCACCCCGCCCCAUUCUCCCGCUUUCCAUCACCCCGCCCCAUUCUCCCUCUUUCCAUCACUCCGCCCCAUUCUCCCUCCUUCCAUCAUCCCGCCCCAUUCUCCGCUUCCCAUAACCCCAGCCCCAUCUCCCGCUUUCCAUCACCCCGCCACAUUCUCCCACUUUCCAUCACCCCGCCCCAUUCUCCCUCCUUCCAUCACCCCGCCCCAUUCUCCCGCUUUCUAUCACCCCGCCCCAUUCUCCCUCCUUCCAUCACCCCGCCCCAUUCUCCCGCUUUCCAUCACCCCGCCCCCUUCUUCCUCCUUCCAUCACCCCGCCCCAUUCUCCCUCCUUCCUUCACCCCACCCCAUCCUCCCACCUUCUAUCACCCCGCCCCAUUUUCCCUCCUUCCAUCACCCCGCCCCAUUCUCCCGCUUUCCAUCACCCCGCCCCAUUCUCCCGCUUUCCAACACCCCUCCCCAUUCUCCCUCCUUCCAUCACCCCGCCCCAUUCUCCGCUUCCCAUAACCCCAGCCCCAUCUCCCGCUUUCCAUCACCCCGCCACAUUCUCCCACUUUCCAUCACCCCGCCCCAUUCUCCCUCCUUCCAUCACCCCGCCCCAUUCUCCCGCUUUCUAUCACCCCGCCCCAUUCUCCCUCCUUCCAUCACCCCGCCCCAUUCUCCCGCUUUCCAUCACCCCGCCCCCUUCUUCCUCCUUCCAUCACCCCGCCCCAUUCUCCCUCCUUCCUUCACCCCACCCCAUCCUCCCACCUUCUAUCACCCCGCCCCAUUUUCCCUCCUUCCAUCACCCCGCCCCAUUCUCCUGCUUUUCAUCACCCCGCCCCAUUCUCCCGCUUUCCAACACCCCUCCCCAUUCUCCCUCUUUCCAUCACCCCGCCCCCUUCUCCCGCUUUCCACCACCCCGCCACAUUCUCCCUCUUCCCAUCACCCCACCCCAUUCUCCCGCUUUCCAUCACCCCGCCCCAUUCUCCUGCUUUUCAUCACCCUGCCGCAUUCUCCCACCUUCCAUCAUCCUGCCCCAUUCUCCCGCUUUCCAUCACCCCGCCCCAUUCUCCAAUUUUCCAUCACCCCGCCCCAUUCUCCCGCUUUCCAUCACCCCGCCCCAUUCUCCCGCUUUCCAUCACCCCGCCCCAUUCUCCCGCCUUCCAUCACCCCGCCACAUUCUCCCGCUUUCCAUCACCCUUGUUCUUGCGAUUUUGCACACGCUAGGCCCUUGUUCUUGCAAUUUUGCACGCGCUAG